AUGUCAACGUCGUUGAUAGGGAAGACGGUUACGCCGUUCUUGAAGGAGCACAUCCCUAGCCUCUAUGCUCCGAUCGGGAAACCACAGAACGAAGAGACCGCAAGGGAGAAGGAACCCAACAGCCGUUACUGCUAUCGGCACCGACCUGAUUCGAAAUGCCGGAGGGCUGCCGACGAGGCCAAGAUGGUCAUGAUCCAGAAUGAACUGGACAAACUCUCCUCGCCGGAUCAACAAGCUAUCACGCACGUGUGGUCUUUGUUUUCCGCCGCUCCUGCUCGCCACCGGGAGCUGAUGCUGCAAGGUGUACUCGCUCAGCUCUGCUUCCCCCAGCUGUCGCUCGUCUCCAGAGAGGUCAACGAGGCUCUCAAGAUCGACUUCAUCACUGCGCUCCCCGUCGAAAUUUCCCAGAAGAUAUUAUGCUUCCUUGACACAGUGAGCUUGACAAAAGCCGCCCAAGUCAGUCAGAGAUGGCGGCUGUUGGCGGAUGAUGAUGCGGUCUGGGUUCGCAUGUGUGAGCAGCACGUCAACAGAAAGUGCACAAAGUGUGGCUGGGGUCUACCCCUCCUAGAAAGGAGAAAACUUCGGAACUACACCAGACAGAAACAAAUGGCAAAGAGUAACCCGCAGGGAAGAGUGCAAGAGUUGAUGGACUCUUCGCGCGAGUCGGGAAGCCAACAACUUGUCCCCGCUGGGAAAAGGCAAGCAUCGACUUCUGAGGAGACGCCUAACGGCAAGCGACGCCGCGUUAAUGGCGAGGGGGCCGAGAAGCGGCAGGACCAAGAGCCGAAGAUGCGCAGUUGGAAAGCGGUAUACAAGGACCGGUGGCAGGUCGGGUACAACUGGAAGUUCGGACGGUGCUCAGUCAUGACACUGAAAGGCCACACCAAUGGAGUGACGUGCCUGCAGCUCGACGAUAAUAUUCUUGCCUCAGGAUCCUACGAUGCCACCAUCAAGAUUUGGAACACGGAGACUGGCGAAGAGAUCCGGACUUUGCGGGGGCAUGAAAAGGGAAUCCGCACCCUCCAAUUCGACGACUCCAAAUUGAUCAGCGGCAGUCUAGACAACACGAUCAAGAUUUGGAACUGGCACACGGGCGAGUGCAUCUCGACGAUUAACCACACGGACGGUAUUGUCAGUGUGCACUUUGACGCGCAGCUACUCGCAAGUGGCUCGAUCGACAAGAGUGUCAAAAUCUUCGACUUUAAAUCGCAAGAGACCUUUUGCCUGAAAGGCCAUAGCGACUGGGUGAACAGUACCCGUCUAGACAUUAACAGCAGAACCGUGAUGUCGGCCUCGGACGAUACAACGACCAAGUUAUGGGACCUGGACACGAGGCGGGUGAUCCGGACAUUCGAGGGUCAUGUCGGACAUGUUCAACAAGUCCUCCCUCUCCCUGCGGAAUAUGAGCCCGACGAAGAGUUGACGGCGGGCAUUACUGGGUCCGCGGAUAACACAGACACGCUCUCGGUUGCGAGUGGGACCGGGCGAGGAAGUACUCCGUCCAUUUCUUUUACACAACCUGAACGCUCCAGCAAUUCGACGCCUCGCGACGAUGAAAUUCGGGCGCUCUACGGCGAGGCCUUUGUGGAUGACCCGUCACGACCCUUGCCGCCACGCUACUUCUUAACAGGCGGGCUGGACAGCACGAUCCGCCUCUGGGAUAGUGCAACUGGUCGUUGCCUGAAGACCAUGUUUGGCCAUCUAGAAGGUGUGUGGUCACUUGCGGGCGACACGAUACGUGUCAUCAGCGGUGCCAACGAUGGAAUGGUGAAGUGCUGGGAGCCGCGCAGCGGCAAGUGCGACGCGACGUUUGUGGGCCACCGUGGCCCCGUGACAUGCGUCGGGCUCAGCGACAGCCGCAUGGCUAGCGGCAGCGAGGACGGUGAGGUCAGAAUCUAUUCCUUCAAGGAUGUUGUCGGGAAUGGAUCAGAAGUCGGCACUCCAAGCUGA
Molecule: messenger RNA, 1950 nt
Organism: Lasiosphaeria miniovina
Lineage: Eukaryota; Fungi; Ascomycota; Sordariomycetes; Sordariales; Lasiosphaeriaceae
Product: sulfur controller-2 protein
Exons: 5
Coding region: 1-1950 (649 amino acids)
Molecular function (GO): protein binding
Source: RefSeq, a predicted model, not a curated record